Gekko japonicus is the source of this 1585-nucleotide messenger RNA. RefSeq names its product lipase member N-like. Gene Ontology annotation, molecular function: hydrolase activity, acting on ester bonds. The transcript has 10 exons. Lineage: Eukaryota; Metazoa; Chordata; Lepidosauria; Squamata; Gekkonidae. The coding region runs from base 1 to 1272 and encodes 423 amino acids. The record is from RefSeq and is a predicted model, not a curated record. Gene Ontology annotation, biological process: lipid metabolic process.
AUGGAGGAGAAGCCAGUUUCCAUAUUGAGGCAACAGUCAGUCUUGCAGCAGCAAGCAGAAUUGAGGUUGAAGAUGUGGCUUUUUAUUAUCGUAGUAUGUUUAACUCAAGGAACAUUCAGUUCAGAAAAGUUCACUUCAGCAGAACCUCUGGAGAGAUAUACUGUGGAUCCUGAGUGUUUUUUAAAUGUUAGUGAAAUUAUCAGUUAUCAUGGUUAUCCAAGUGAGGAACAUCACAUUGAGACAGAAGAUAAAUAUAUCCUUACAGUUAAUAGAAUACCUCACGGAAAAUACAAUGGUGGAGACAAAGGUCCCAGGCCUAUUGUGUUUUUGCAACAUGCUGCACUUGGAGAUGCUACCCACUGGCUUUCAGACUUGCCCAACAAUAGCUUUGGCUUCAUAUUAGCAGAUGCUGGCUAUGAUGUUUGGUUAGGAAACAGCAGAGGGAACACCUGGUCUUCACGUCACAAGACACUUAAAACAACUGAGCAGAAAUUCUGGGAGUUUAGUUUUCAUGAGAUGGGAUACUAUGACAUUCCAGCAGUAAUACACUACAUACUGAAUGAAACGGGGCAAGAACACCUUUAUUAUGUGGGCCAUUCAGAAGGUUCUGCAAUUGGUCUCGUAGCAUUCUCUACUUGGCCAAAACUGGCUGAAAAAAUCAAAUUAUUCUUUGCCUUGGGACCUGUAAGCACAAUUACAUUUACAAAAACACCUGCUAUAAAACUUGGAUAUCUUCCUAAAAUAAUGCUUCAAGUUAUAUUUGGCACAAAACGAAUGUUUUACACUCCAUCUCAUCUGAAAGAACUAUUUGUUAAACUAUGUAAUCAUCAGCCUGGAUUCUGUGCCAGAGCACUGUCUUUUAUAAGUGGAUAUAAUAUCCCCAACUUGAACAUGGGCCGACUAGAUAUGUAUGUAGCACAUUCUCCUGCUGGAACAUCUUUCCAAAACUCUCUUCAUUGGCGCCAGGUGUUCUUUGAAAAAGAAUUCAAGGCAUAUGACUUCGGCUCCCAGAAAAAGAAUAUGCAGAAGUAUAAUCAGACAACUCCUCCUGUAUACAAGAUAGAAGAUAUAAAAAUACCAAUUGAACUCUGGACUGGUGGAAAUGACUUGAUGAUUAAUUCAAAAGAUAUAGCUUUGUUAUGCUCUCGAAUUAGUAAUCUUGUGUCUAAACAUCAUAUUCCUGAAUGGCAGCAUCUAGACUUCAUCUGGGGACUUGAUGCCACUGAGCGCAUGUACAUGAAGAUCAUUGAGACAAUGAAAAGAUAUGCAUAAUCUAAAUCAGAGCUGCUUGUAGAUCUUGGUCAAUCAGCACAUAAAAGCUGACAUUCCCAAUACAGUAUAGUAUUUGUAACACCAGUCAGCUGAGGUUUGACGCAACUGAGCAUAUGUAUGUGCCUUCCACUAAAAUGAUGAACUAUCCAUAAUCCCACUAUGUAGCUCUGAGGUCUUCAUGCAACUGAGCAUAUGUCCAGUCCACAAAGUAUCCAUAAUCUCACAAGGGGCUACUUUCUUGAUGACGUUGGAGAUUACUGAAAUGAUGAAAAAAUGCCACCAAACACUUCUUUUAAAAGUGAAACUACUAAUC